Molecule: messenger RNA, 970 nt
Organism: Branchiostoma belcheri (Belcher's lancelet)
Lineage: Eukaryota; Metazoa; Chordata; Leptocardii; Amphioxiformes; Branchiostomatidae
Exons: 6
Coding region: 33-743 (236 amino acids)
Source: RefSeq, a predicted model, not a curated record
CAUUCUUCUAACGCUCCACAUUUCAGUCUGACAUGGCGGUAUGUCGGCCUGUUUCCGGGGCCAAAGAGGUGUCAUUGAACGGUAAAAUCAAGAGAUUCCCCGAGAAAGAUCGCCAGCUGUUGAAAACGACCCUACAGUCUCACGGAUGGCAGUCUCUCGCCAAGGACUUCAGAAUUAAGACGUACACAGACGUAAGGAGGGAACAUCUUACAGACAUUGCUGAUGACGUGGAUGGCACCUGUCCCGACUUAAAGGAAGACGUUAAGACUCGGCUUGAGUUGGUGAAGAGAAUGCAGUGUACCGGGGAAGUGCAUGUGUACAAGGGAGGGAGUGAGGAGGGGUCCAAACGUGUGUUCUACAGGUACUACAUGUUCGUGCGAGCCAACACGACCAGAACAUACGACCUGUUCCUGGCAAGUCUGUGCCGCAAGGAGGAAGAGCCGAGCUUCUUUGGGCUACUAUGGAAUGCUAUUGGCUUCGUCCUGUUCCCCCAGCACAUGCUGUACCAGAUCAUACAGGACCAGCUGGUGGCACAGAUCCUCUCAAGGUGUAUCGUCAUUGCUGAUGACGAGGACAUGUCUGUGACCUCCAAGGCACUUAUGACGGUGGCCCUGUCGCGAGGUGUGGUCCCCAAGGGCCUCGGGGACAGAAUCAUCGAGUUCGAGUUUGUGGAAGACCUCAUUGACAAGGGCUUUCUCAUUCCUGGCGAGGAUGGCUCACAAAUGACUUUGAAGUUCGGAUAGUUCAGUCGUAUAUCAGUCGUAUAACCUCGUACUGACAUAGCCAUUCAAUCAUAACUCCAGUAAGGUUUCGUGAUCGCUUAUAUGGUGUACAUGUGUUCACAUUCGUCGUAGGUCGUCGUGCGAUACGUCGUACUUUUCAAGCAGGCUGCGACAGAACCAACUAUUGACAAUGAUAUAAGGUAGCCUUUGUCGUAAUAAGACGACUCAAUUUCGCACGACAUAUGUGC